Molecule: messenger RNA, 441 nt
Organism: Neurospora tetraspora
Lineage: Eukaryota; Fungi; Ascomycota; Sordariomycetes; Sordariales; Sordariaceae
Product: chaperonin 10-like protein
Exons: 4
Coding region: 1-441 (146 amino acids)
Cellular component (GO): mitochondrial matrix
Molecular function (GO): protein folding chaperone; ATP binding; metal ion binding
Source: RefSeq, a predicted model, not a curated record
AUGGUGAGCACAUACCUCCUGCCCGAGACGCCCAAUCGCACUCCGCCGCCGGGGACAAGGAAGCGCCAGAAAGAGAGAGCUACAUGGCUUUCGGGAAGCUUAGCAAUUGCGCUGUAUGACCGGUGGCUAGCCACCUCCGUCCGCUCCAUCAAGUCCCUCGUCCCCCUCCUUGACCGCGUCCUCGUCCAGCGCGUCAAGGCCGAGGCCAAGACUGCCUCCGGCAUCUUCCUCCCCGAGUCCUCCGUUAAGGACCUCAACGAGGCCAAGGUUCUCGCCGUUGGCCCCGGUGCCCUCGACAAGGACGGCAAGCGUCUCCCCAUGGGUGUCAACACUGGCGACCGCGUCCUUAUCCCUCAGUACGGCGGUUCCCCUGUCAAGGUCGGCGAGGAGGAGUACACCCUCUUCCGCGAUAGCGAGAUCCUUGCCAAGAUCAACGAGUAA